AUGACAUCCCUUAAGGCUCUCGAUAGCAUCGACUCCUACACGGUCGCCUGGAUCUCUGCCUUGCCGAUCGAACGGUCUGCCGCAGAGGCCAUGCUCGAUGAGGAGCAUAAGACCCCGACCAACUUCGUCAGACACGAGUCUGACGAAAAUAUUUACACAUGGGGUCGGCUGGGAGAGCACAACGUCGUCCUUGCCUCGCUCGAAGCUGGGUCAAACGGGGCUUCAAUGGCGGCGACGACUGCCUCGAGCCUCCUUGCCUCUCUACCGUCGAUACGCAUCGGCCUCUUAGUGGGAAUAGGCGGCGGUAUUGCUCGACCGAUGGACAAGAACCAAGACAUCCGCCUGGGAGACAUUGUAGUCAGCCAGCCGGAUGGGACAACGGGUGGUGUAUGCCAGUACGACCUGAUCAAGGCCAAGACUGGCGGCAAGCGCGAACGCACAGGCUUCCUCGGAAAGCCUCCGAAAGUUCUACUUCACGCCCUUUCCAAGAUCCAGGCAGCACAUGAGCGCGAGGACUCCAAGGUCCCUUUCCAUAUUCAAGGGAUGCUGGCCAAGUACCCCAAGAUGGGCAAGAAGUCCGACAGAAAAUCUGGCUAUGCUCACCAAGGCUCCGAGAACGACCGGCUGUUCCAGGCCACCUACGCCCAUACAUCUGGGUCGGACUGUCAGGAUUGCGACAAAACUGGCGAGGUCCCACGAGACGCUCGCGAUACAACAGAUCCCGAGAUCUACUACGGCAUUAUCGCAUCAGGUAACACUCUUGUCAAAGAUGCGGCAGAGCGCGACCGGAUCGUUGAUGACGUUGGCGAAAACUGCCUCUGCUUCGAGAUGGAAGCAGCUGGCCUGAUGAACUCCUUCCCCUGCCUUGUGAUCCGGGGCAUCUGUGAUUACGCUGAUUCUCACAAGAACUAUCAGUGGCAGCAGUACGCAUCGGCCACUGCCGCUGCGUAUGCGAAGGAGCUCCUCGCCUAUGUCCCGGCCGUCGAGGUACAGGGGACUGAGCGGGCGUUGGAGCUGAUACGAUCGGGUUCGUCUACCACUCUCCCACACUACAGAAGCCAGCCUGUAAUCUGUUAUGAAUUUGGACAUUCUUUGACGCUUCCUAGUCGAUGGGAAACUCGACAAUGUGGGGCAGACGAUGAAUGCGACAAAAGCAAACAUUGA
This is a messenger RNA of Verticillium alfalfae VaMs.102, 1164 nucleotides long. Its product is annotated as ankyrin repeat protein. The transcript has a single exon. The record is from RefSeq and is a predicted model, not a curated record. Gene Ontology annotation, molecular function: catalytic activity. Bases 1 to 1164 code for a protein of 387 amino acids. NCBI's taxonomy places the organism in Eukaryota, Fungi, Ascomycota, Sordariomycetes, Glomerellales, Plectosphaerellaceae. Gene Ontology annotation, biological process: nucleoside metabolic process.